UUAGAUGAACAGCGCCGGUUCCCGGCUUGUCAUUGGGCCGAAGUCAGGCGUGCCGCGUGACGUAGUUUCCCCAAUUGCUUGAAGCUCGCUUCUUCCCGUCAAAGAGCGGCGGGAAAACAGGCGCAGCGCAUCCCCAACCGGGCCGGGAUGCUUGGUUGUGACGAGAAAAAAACACAAAACAAAGUGCCACUUCAUCUUCCGGUCUGCCUUUGACGAUCCACUUUGCUUCUUCCACCGCUUUCUUCCCCUCCGAGCGUAGCCGUCCGUCCCACCUGCCGAGAGAUUGUUUACAAUACCUGCUCGAACCUACUUAACCCUCGAAAGUUGAGACGACUCCCGUCUCCGCGGUAGAUACAACGGCGGACGCCAACAAGCAGCAGCCCGUCUACGCUCCCAGACUCAUAACCGCAAUACGGUUCGAGAUAGCGCAGACACACCCGCCGCAAAGAUGGUCUACGUACGGCAGGAAUACCUGCCCAACCUGAAGCAGUACAAGUACUCCAGUGUCGACCACUCACUGCUGUCAAAAUACGUGCUCAAGCCGUUCUACACCAAUGUCGUCAUCAAGUGCUUUCCGAUGAGCAUGGCGCCCAACCUCAUCACGCUGACGGGCUUCACGUUUGUCAUCGCCAACUUCCUGACGCUGUUGUGGUACAAUCCGACGCUGGACCAGGACUGCCCAACGUGGGUCUACUACAGCUGGGCUGCCGGCCUCUUUUUCUACCAAACUUUUGACGCAGUGGACGGGACACAGGCUCGUCGCACCCACCAGUCCGGCCCGCUAGGCGAGCUGUUCGACCAUGGCGUCGACGCGCUCAACACGGCGCUCGAGGUCAUCAUCUUCGCCGGCGCCACCAACAUGGGCCAGAGCUGGAAGACGGUCGCAACGCUCUUCGCCAGCCUGCUAACCUUUUACGUGCAGACCUGGGACGAGUACCACACCAAGACCCUCACCCUGGGCAUCGUCAACGGCCCCGUCGAAGGCAUCCUCACCGUCGUCGCCGUCUACGCCCUGACGGGCUACCUAGGCGGCGCCUCCUUCUGGACCCGCAGCAUGUUCCCCACCCUGGGCAUCCCGCAGACCCUCUUCGGCGGCGCCGUCACCAUCCCCUCCGUCAUCUACAACUGGUCCUUCACGGACCUGUACAUGGUGCAGGGCGCGGUGGUGCUGGUCUACAACACGGUCGAAUCGGCGCGCAACGUGAUCCGCGCGCGGCGCGCCCGCGGCGACAGGUCUCGCUACGCGCUGGUCGGGCUCGCGCCCUUCUUCGCCACCUGGGCGCUGAUCGUCGCGUACCUCGCGCUGCAGCCCACCAUCCUGCAUAACCAUCUCGUCCCCUUCGCCCUGUUCGCCGGCAUCGUCAACGCCUACUCGGUCGGGCAAAUGAUCACGGCGCACCUGGUCAAGCUGGAGUUCCCGUACUGGAACGUCAUGGUGAUCCCGCUCGCGUGCGGCGUCAUCGACUCGGUGGGGCCGCUGCUGCUGCAGUACAGCCCCGUGCCCUGGCUCGGCUGGCCGUCGGCGCUGGGCGACGGCGUGUACCAGGUUGCAUUUAUGUUCUGCAUGCUGGGCAUGGCCGUGGGCGUCUACGGGAGCUUUGUGGUGGAUGUGAUCGUCACGAUCUGCGACUACCUCGAUAUCUGGUGCUUGACCAUCAAGCAUCCGUGGGUCGAGGGGGCGAACGGGGACGCGUCGAUGCAGGUGAAUGGUGCGGCAGACAAGAAGAAGCAAUGAGGGGGCUCCCAGAUGCUGGGAGGGUGCCCCUGGAUCAAGGGGCUACGGAGUCGACAACGAUACCACUUGCAUGAUACGACAAAUAACAUUGGCACGCCGCACCUCGAUUUUUCAGUCGAUAUACGAAGCGGGCGGAAUGAUACAUUCGCAAGGACGACAAGGACGAUAGAUGAGGGACGAUAAAAGGAGUUUUGGCUGUGAGGCCGGGAUUAAUGCGCACGUGAGACCGGGGAGAUGAUCGGGUUAGAUCUUUGCCGCUGAGGCGACGGCGAAUGGAAGCCAUGAUGAUCAUGGACUAGGCUCUGGAUAACAUG
Molecule: messenger RNA, 2049 nt
Organism: Chaetomium strumarium
Lineage: Eukaryota; Fungi; Ascomycota; Sordariomycetes; Sordariales; Chaetomiaceae
Exons: 2
Coding region: 449-1735 (428 amino acids)
Biological process (GO): phospholipid biosynthetic process
Cellular component (GO): membrane
Molecular function (GO): phosphotransferase activity, for other substituted phosphate groups
Source: RefSeq, a predicted model, not a curated record